Molecule: messenger RNA, 2268 nt
Organism: Caretta caretta (loggerhead turtle)
Lineage: Eukaryota; Metazoa; Chordata; Testudines; Cheloniidae
Gene: MSLN
Product: mesothelin
Biological process (GO): cell-matrix adhesion
Cellular component (GO): cell surface
Source: RefSeq, a predicted model, not a curated record
GGAUUGGUUUGCUACCUCAGCCCCUCUGCAGUGAGCGGCCUUGUCAGAAAGGAUGCUUUAAGUCUGGCUCGGAGGAUCACUAAAAACUGUGUCCCAAGUCCGAUGCACAGAGGCAGCAGCGAGGAGAGGCCUGCACCUUCUCUGACAACCGAGGAGCGGCAGGUUGCAACCUUGUUGGUGAACAAAUUUGAACGAUUCCCUCCCGAAACCCUGAAUGCCUUGGGUCAGGCUGCAGUCGGGCUCUCCAUGUCGCAGAUUGAGAAUGGCACCAGCAACAGAGACCUCAAAGCGUCUCUUCCUUCCCUGAGUGAAGUUUAUGGCUGGAAUGCUGAACAGUCCAGUGCUAUCGUUAACAAAUUAUUCAACUCUGGCUAUCAGAUCUUGGAUGCACAAAACCUGGCAGCACUAGGGAGUUUGGUGGCCGGCUUAAGCAGCAGCAGACUUCAAAGUCUGCCUCCAAAAGUGAUCUUGGAAGCUGUUAAGAUCCCUGGGUUUGCGAAGCAGAUAGUGACCAUGCCCUCUGCUCUGAAAGUGGCACUUGUGGAAAAGAUUGCUUCAGCUGCAGGGAGCCCCAUCAACCUGGUUAAAUAUGUCCCAAACAGUCUGGCGAGCUACAUCCCCAAAUCACUGCUGGCUUUUGGUAACAAAAAGCCCAGCGUUCAAGAGCUCAACCAGAAACUGUGGAGCCGGGAACAAGCCGCCAUGUUUUUCGAUGCUGUAAUAAAGACAGAGUCCAACUUCAGCAGACUUUCCCCUUCUGUCCUCCAAGGCUUCAUCUGUGCGGCAGCCAAUGAGAUGGAAACAGAGAGAUUUCAGCAGCUUGCCAAAGCCAUGAAGCAGAAGAAUGUCAAGCUAGGAGAAGACCAGCUGAGUUGUUUGGCUAAGAGGGUGACGCUCAACGGCAUUCCCAAGGAUUUAGACAACUAUCCGAAAGACAUGCUGCUGUUUUUAAGCCCUUCAGAUUAUGCAGGGACAGGAAGCUGUCAACAGUACUUCAGUAACAUUGGGGAAUCAAACAUUGACCUGCUGCAGAGAGAUUCCCCACAGCGGAAACAGCUGCUAUUGGAAGCUUUAGCUUGUUUGAAAAUUCCUGGCACCCUGGUGAGCGAAGAAAACGCAGAGAUUCUGGGCCACUUGGUUUGUGACCUUGGUGAAGAAUACAUCAGAAGUUCCAAUGGGAGUUUGCUGCCACAGUUAAAUCAAUGUGAAUCCUUCGUGCCCAGUCAAGAAGAGGCUAUUAGAAAUGUCCUCAGCAGCGGAAGCACUCAGUUCGGGCCCCCUUCAAACUGGUCAGCUUCCAUCCUGAAUGAGCUCAGUGGACUGUUCCAUCUAUUUGAUCGUAAUAUCUUGCAAAAGAUUCCUCAGAACGUUUUAACCCCUUGGCUGAAAAGUUUUAUGCAUGAUUCACCUUUGCCGAGGGAGCAGCUGGCCUCCAUUGUUAAAAACCUCCUGCCUUCCAGGUGGAAACGCGCUGCUGAGUGCCCGGCGGAUAAGACGAUAACAGAGGAGGUGGUAAUGGAUGAGCUCAUGCCUAUUUACUAUACCCCUGAGGAAUUACAGGCCUGUUUGCAGGGUGUCACCCUGGUGGCGCAUCUGGCCCAAAUGGCGCAGUACCCCUUCACUGAUCAGCAAAUGGCUGUGCUGAAGAAGAAGCUGGAUGAGAUGUAUCUCAACGGAUACCCUGAGAAGAUAAUUCCCAACCUAGGGGCCAUCUCUUCCUUUGUCACCAUCGACGACAUUAAAAAAUGGAAUAUAACCUCAGCAAAUACGCUUGCCUUCCUGCUAAGCAAUGAGCCUCCUGAUGAGCAGGCUGCUGUAAUUAUCACAAAAUACACUGACUUGGGAAACCCACUGAACGUCACUGCUCUGAAUGCAAUUGGUACAAGAUAUAUAUGCCUUCUGUCAGAGCCCCAGUUGAAAAUGAUAGAGCCCAGCAACCUCAAAAUGGCCAAGUCACUGGACCCUUCCGCCUGCCCUCAGUCUACAAAAGACAUCCUGUACCCCAAAGCUAAACAAGCUUUCUCCGACCAACGCAACCAGUUCCCGGCUUAUUACAACCUCAUCAAGCCAUAUCUAAGUACGCAGAAGGACUCCCUGAUCAACAUAAAGCAGUCCUGACAGUCAAGAUGGGCUGAGCCUUCCGGUUGAGUCCAGAUCAGAACUUCCGCAGAGUUUGAGAGUGUUUGGAUCUGGGACGUGAAGGUUCGGGAGGGCUGGAUCGGAGGUGUUGGUUUCAGGCCCUUUUAUAUUUUACAGCUGUGCAAAACU